UGCCGUUGCCAUGACAAACAUCAACUUUGCGUUUGUAUUCAAUCACAUAUGGUCAUGUUAACAUUAGUUCAGCGAGCUGUAUUUAGUUUAUUUUCAGUGGUAUAUGUAUGUUUGGCAAUAGAGUACAAUAUUUAGGUGUUUAAUAGUACAAUAGUAAAAUGACAUCCGUUUUACAGCCUCAGAAGGAGCCAACUAACGGCACAUACACGUUCUCCAGUCGUCCAAGGCCUGUACAAAACCGCACUACAUACAGGGAGCCUGCAGCAGAGCAAACUGAUGGACAAUCCAAUUAUGGAAACAUCAUGUAUGAUCGUCGAGUUGUCAGGGGAAACACAUAUGCCCAACACAUCAUACCGAUUACUGUGCAGCCUGACCCUAUAGAAAUACAGAGACAGCAGGAGGCCAGAAGGAGAGCCUUUGCUCGGAAGCAGGCCAAGGAGCAGUUCAGGCCCAGGACUCCAGAGGCACUAGAAGGAAGGAAGCACAUAGACGUACAGACAGAACUGUACCUGGAGGAGUUGAGCGAUUCCGUCGAAGAUACCAGUGUUGAGUGCCAGACUGAUGCAUUUCUGGACAAACCGGCGACGCCCCUCUUCAUUCCUGCCAAAUCAGGCGAAGACGUGGCCACACAGAUAGAGGAGGGAGAGCUGUUUGACUUUGACAUGGAGGUCCGCCCGGUGCUAGAGGUUUUGGUGGGGAAGACGGUGGAGCAGGCUCUGCUGGAAGUGAUGGAGGAGGAGGAGCUGGCCAGCCUGCGGGCGCAGCAGCGAGCCUUCCAGGAGCUCCGCAACGCUGAGCUGGUGGAGGUGCAGCGACUGGAGGAGCAGGAGAGACGCCACCGCGAGGAGAAGGAGCGUAGGAUGGCACAGCAGAGGGAGGUGCUGGAGAGGGAGAAGGAGACGGCAGAGAAGAUAGCAUCCCGGGCCUUCGCCCAGCAGUACCUGGCUGACCUCCUCCCAUCCGUCUACACCACCCUUAGAGACCACGGCUACUUCUACGACCCUGUGGAGAGAGAUAUUGAGACUAGGUUCCUCCCAUGGCUCUUUACAGAGGUCACCAGAACUAUUGAGAAGAGAUACGUGGCACGAACCGUUCUUGACAUGCUCCUCCGUGAGGUUACCCAGAAGAGGCUAGACUCCUUCCAGCAGCCAGAGGCUCAGCUACCUUCUAAAGAAGAGUCUAUGGGCUAGAUACAACAGCCUGGAGAUAAAACCCACAUUCUUUAACAGAAGUGGUUGUUGGGAUGAAAUACAUUUCAAAUAUAAUAAACCCUCUUACAUUCUGUAUAAGCUACUUCGGUAUGCCAUUAUAUAUAAAAUGGCAAUCAGUUUGUGUAUGUGAGUGUGAUCACCAAAAAUCCUUGAAAUCCGGUAGACAAAAAUCUGGUUUUACAACUUGACAAACUGACACUUAUAAUGUUGACUACUGCACUUUUUUUUGUUAUGGUUAAUUGAGUUAAUCCAAGUUCACUUGUUUUCACUUGCCAACCAUUAAUAAUGGAUUCAUGAUAUCAAAGUAAAUUCAGCAUUCU
This is a messenger RNA of Osmerus eperlanus (European smelt), 1531 nucleotides long. RefSeq names its product radial spoke head 3 (gene rsph3). The coding region runs from base 159 to 1190 and encodes 343 amino acids. Gene Ontology annotation, cellular component: cilium. The transcript is spliced from 8 exons. The record is from RefSeq and is a predicted model, not a curated record. NCBI's taxonomy places the organism in Eukaryota, Metazoa, Chordata, Actinopteri, Osmeriformes, Osmeridae.